Molecule: messenger RNA, 3924 nt
Organism: Tuber aestivum (summer truffle)
Lineage: Eukaryota; Fungi; Ascomycota; Pezizomycetes; Pezizales; Tuberaceae
Source: the annotation of a GenBank genome assembly
AUGCUUCCUUCUAUUAGAUCUCUACAGUUAUGUAGCAAUGGUCGAACGGCCCUUCGUUUCCCAUCCGGAUGUUUAUCAAGUUGCUGUGGUGCAAUUGCCACCCCAAGGCUGCUUUUCUCUCCUCGGAGAUAUUCGACUGCUGCAACCGAUAAGGUGGCAGCGAAGGAGAAGCUAGAGGAAGGUACGAGCACAUCGGCUGGUAUGCAACACCCCUUUGCCUAGGGAUUUCACUUUUUGCUGACAUCUGACAUGAGCCCGCUUCAAUGAGCUGGGGGUCCAACAACUGUCUGUCCGGUUACACUCCCAGAUAUUCAAGAGGGGAUCCGUGCCUCCAGCGCCGGAGCUGAUCGAACUCGCUCGAGAUCAUUUGAGUCGUCAUGACCUUUACGGGAAGACCUCGGACACAACUCCACCGAUUGGUUUCGAUCUGCCCGAACUACAGGGUGAUACUCUGGACGAGCAUUUCACUAAACUUGGGAUGGAGGUGUCAGAGCCAUACCUCUCUAUGGCUAGAAUUUUCUCUCUCGUGGACAUACCCAAGCCACCCGCCAAAUGGGAGAGGCUGCCUGGAUGGACGAGGUAUGAGGCUGGUGCUGGUGGAGCGUUCACCUCUCGGCCCGUUGAAGCGCCGGAGGAGGAUACAGUUGUAUUCGACGUUGAAGUUCUGUACAAGGUCACGCCGUUUGCAAUAAUGGCGUGUGCGGCGAGUAAGGACGCUUGGUAUGCCUGGCUGUCACCGUGGUUGCUUGGAAUGGACUCGGGUCAGUGCCACCUGAUACCGUUUGGGGAUAUAAACGUGCCCCGAGUGAUUGUUGGGCAUAAUGUUGGCUUUGAUAGAGCACGGGUUCGCGAAGAAUAUGAUCUAAGACAGUCGAGAAAUUGUUUCCUGGAUACGAUGUCCUUCCAUGUCGCGGUGAACGGGAUGUGCUCACGCCAGAGACCAGCAUGGAUGAGACAUAAGAAAAACAAAGAACUCAGGGAAAGGCUUGAGAAGGAGGAUCAUGGGGAUGACCUUCGUGCGAUGUUGGAUGCGGGCCUACAUGAAGAUGAGGCGGAGGAAUUAUGGAUUAGGCGAAGCUCGAUAAAUUCACUGCGGGAAGUGGCCAAGUUUCAUUGCGAUAUCGAACUCGAUAAGGAAGUGCGAGACCAAUUUGGAGGAGAAAGUGUGAGUGAUGUACUAGAAAAUUUGGAUGAGCUUCUGAGCUAUUGCGCCCAGGACGUCGUCGCCACACACAGGGUUUAUCGGAAGGUGCUGCCAGAGUUUUUGGAGGUUUGCCCACAUCCGGUCAAUUUCGCAGCUCUGCGGCAUCUUUCUUCGGUCAUACUCCCAGUCAACAAGUCCUGGGGCAGGUAUGUUAAAACCGCCGAGGAGACUUACCAGGAAACCUCGCACCGCGUGAAAAAGAGCCUGGUGGCUCUUGCGGAAUCGGCAUUGGCGUUCAGAGGCAACCCCGAUGUUUAUGAGAAAGAUGAAUGGUUAAGGCAGCUUGAUUGGUCAGGGCAGGAGAUCAAGUACCUCAAGCUGAAAAAGGGAGAAACAGAACAGAGGCCGGCCAAACAGAAGAUGGCCGGAAUGCCUAAAUGGUAUAAAGAUCUCUUUACGAAGGAAGGCUCUCCCAUUAAUCUUUCCGUCCGGUCUCGAAUUUCCCCGAUCCUGCUCAAAUUACAAUGGGACAAGCAUCCUCUGAUAUGGACGGAAAAGUUUGGAUGGACAUUUAGAGUUUCUCAUGAAGAGGCGGAGAAGUAUAAGAGCUCACCCCUGGUGCAGUGCGAUUUGUCUGAUGAGAAGAACGAGGUGAUCCGCAACGAUGUUGAUAACGUCUAUUACAAACUUCCGCACAGGGAUGGCCCGGGAUCUCGGUGCGCAACGCCAUUGGCUAAGGGUUAUCUUCAGUAUUUCGAAUCGCAGACGUUGUCAUCUGAAUAUCCGCUCGCAAAAGAGGCUUUGGAGAUGAAUGCUGCAUGCUCGUAUUGGAUCUCAGCGAGGGAAAGAAUACGGUCACAAAUGGUUGUUUAUGGAAGUGAUCUCCGCCGAGCGGAAGGGGAGACAGCGGUAGCCGGGAGGAGAAUAGAAAAAGGAGAAAAAGGGGCCGUGGGGGGGUUGAAGGGAGCGGGGGAGGAAAAGGGAGCGAAGAAACCGGAUGGAAGGGAGGGCGUGGAAGAAGUAGAGGAAGGUCCGGAUGAAGUUGGGAUUAUAUUACCCCAGUUGAUACCUAUGGGCACGAUUACAAGGAGGGCUGUGGAAAGAACGUGGUUGACAGCUAGUAACGCAAAAAAAAACCGUCUUGGGUCAGAAUUGAAAGCAAAGAUCGUUGCGCCGCCGGGAUAUGUGUUUGUUGGGGCUGAUGUUGAUUCCCAAGAACUUUGGAUUGCCAGUCUUCUUGGCGAUGCUCAGUUCAAGAUGCAUGGAGGAAACGCCCUUGGAUUCAUGACACUCGAGGGAACCAAAACCAAUGAGACAGACCUACAUUCUAAGACUGCAAAGAUACUGGGUAUCUCGCGAAACAACGCGAAGGUUUUCAACUAUGGCCGGAUAUACGGUGCCGGGGUCAGUUUUGCCACGACGCUCAUACGGGAUUUUAAUCCAACGAUUACAGAUGCCGGGUGUGCCGAAAUUGCGUCCGAUCUUUAUUCAAAGACCAAAGGUCAGCAAACUGUGCGCAAAUCACUAAGCGCCCGACGUUUUUGGCGUGGCGGAACUGAGAGCUUUGUCUUUAACACCCUUGAAGAAUUUGCCGACCAGGAACGACCGCGGACACCCGUCUUGGGCGCGGGGAUAACGGAGGCGUUAAUGAGGAAAAACUUGUCUAAAAAUGGAUUUUUGCCAUCAAGGAUAAACUGGGCGAUUCAGAGUUCUGGGGUGGAUUAUCUACAUUUGUUGGUUGUGGCAAUGGACUACUUGAUCCGAAAGUUUGGCCUAGAGGCGAGAUUAGCAAUCACGGUCCACGACGAGAUCAGGUACCUGGUUAAAGACGAAGACAAGUACAGAGCUGCUAUGGCGCUACAGGUAGCGAAUGUGUGGACGAGGGCUAUGUUUUCGGAGCAAAUAGGGAUUAAUGACCUCCCUCAGGUGCGACCUUACUCGCUGAGUGUAAGCCUAUAUUGAACAGCGGGAACUGACAUUUUCGUAUCUAGUCCUGUGCUUUCUUCUCUGCUGUUGACAUCGAUCAUGUCCUUCGCAAAGAGGUGGAUAUGGAUUGUAUAACACCCACCAAUCCAGAUGGGAUCGAUCCUGGCAAGUCACUAGAUAUUUUCCAACUUCUUGAGAUGAAACAGCCAUUGCUUGACCCGGUGACGGCCAAGACAAUAGAUUUCGGGGAAUUCAAAUACCUUCCACGUGUUCCUGUUAUGGGAGACCUGAUAGCUGAAAGGAGUAUACUUUUCAUGAAGGCACAAGUCUCUAGUGAGGAUAAAGAGCUCGAUGAUAUUGUUGCAAUUGUUAGGAAGCCCAAGCCUGGCGCUAUACCAUUUACAGGGAGGAUAAUACCUGGGAAUGAGCCACCAAAAAGCUUAGGGACUAGCAGCAGAAGAGCAACGGAAGACACCGCGAGAACGCAAAAACUCUUAUUUUUCAAUAGCGAAGCCCCGUCUGGCGGUGGCUCAUCAGUGGCUAAGAGCCCACAGACGGCGACUAAGCACCCAGGAAUCACCACGAACUCGGUGGCAGCCAACCCAUCGGGAGCAUUUCCGUCCGCGACAGGCGGUCGCUCUAAAUGGCAUCGAGUCGAGAGCCGGCGGGCCUACCGGGCCCCACUAUCGGGUGUGGAAGGGUCUGGGGGCGAUGAGAGACCACCAUCUCGGAAACCGGCUCCUCGUGGCCCGGGACAACUUUUGAAGCUCACACCCGGAAUGCUCGGGCCCACGGAGUCUAAGGGCGGGGUUGAGAUUGCAGCAGGUGCGAGGUCGGAUCGGGCAGUUUCGUAG